GUUGCCCGUCAGUCAUAGUGCUGUAGUGCACCUGAGACCUGACUCAAGUAAAUCCUUCUAAGAUGAACAGGAUUACAGCUCUGGAGAUGAGGUUAGCGACUACACAGCUGCUGGUGAUAGUGAUGAGUGUGAUGGUGUAUACCAGAGGUCAGGUGAUGAGUGAAUUACUCCCCCGGGGUACUGACAGCACCUCACCCGUGGCCACCAGAUUACUCACUAUACUCAACAAAUAUGACGCUCGUAUUAAUGAAACUACGCCACAGCUAAUCAAGUCCAAUGGCUACCCAGUAGAGAGUCACCAGGUUACUACGGAAGAUGGUUAUAUCCUGGAGCUACACAGGAUUCCUUGUAGUGGGAAGGAAGGAGCUGCAGCGGAGGGCGCAAACAGGUACAAGCUACGACCUGUGGCCUUCCUGCACCACUGUCUUCUCUGCUCCUCCUCAGACUUUAUAAUGAACACCCCAGACAAGGCUCUCGGUUAUGUCCUGGCUGACGCUGGUUAUGACGUCUGGAUGACCAACGCUCGUGGCAACACUUAUUCCAGGAAACACCUCACUCUCUCCCCACAACACAAACAUUUCUGGCAGUUUAGCUGGACUGAAAUGGCGAAGUAUGAUGUACCAGCAGCUAUAGACUACAUAUUGAAUGUAACAUACAAUAAGGAUCUUUAUUACGUGGGUUUCAGUAUGGGUACGACCAUCUUCUGGGCCAUGUUGAACGAGCACCCACAUUAUGCUUCCAAGAUCCGCUUCAUGGGCGCCCUGGGUCCUGUUGCUUACGUGGGGAAUAUGAGGGGACCUCUGCGCUAUUCUGCAACCUUUGUCAAUCAGAUAGAAGAUGUGUUGCAUCUGGUGGGCGAGUUACCUAACUUAGUUUACAACCAUCGUGUGCACGAACCUCGUUUCUCUCACAUUGACUUUGUAUGGGCUCUGCACGCUGACAAACUGGUGUAUCGCUACCUCAUUGAAGUUAUGUCUCACUACUAG
Molecule: messenger RNA, 986 nt
Organism: Cherax quadricarinatus
Lineage: Eukaryota; Metazoa; Arthropoda; Malacostraca; Decapoda; Parastacidae
Source: RefSeq, a predicted model, not a curated record